AUGGACGCCGUGGCCCAGGCCGCCCCACGCCAGCUGAGGGCGUGCAGCUCUCUGGCCGACGGCACCGACACGGAGGAGGUGAAGCAGCUUCUGAGGCCCACCCCGCUGUCCGUGAGCGUCUGGCCGCUGAAUCUAGAGGCCGGCCGCGACUGGUGGCGCACGACCUUUCAUCAGCACCAUUACUUGAAAGGCGACCUCCAGCCCGGCGCGAGAGCCGUCCUGGUCCGCGAGACGGAGACGCAGACGCCCAUCGCUUUCCACAGCUCACGAUGGCGGAUCAUGUGUGGAGGAUUCAACGGUGGUAUCAGCUACCUGGAACACCGCUUGGUCGUCCUCCCCGAGUACCAGGGCUGGGGGCUGGGCCCCGCGCUGUCGGAGAAGAUGGGGCAGCUGCUCUUGAGUGCCGGGCGGCGCUUCUUUGCUACGACCUCCCACCCGCGGUUGCGAGACAGCAGGCAGAAACGUAAGGACCGGUGGAAGGAGACCGCGGCCAGUGGGUGCUUGGCGAAGCCGUCCAACUGGCGGGACAACCCCAGACGGUGCUGGCGCCGAGCGCGCUGGCGGAGGGCGCCGCCGAGGGCUGCCGGGGUUGCGGGCACCGGCUGCAGGGCCUGCCCGGCAGGCCGCCCCGGUGCGCGUGCGGCCGCCAGGCCCAGGCCGCCGGGGCGGCGCCGCGGCCCCGGGCGGCCAGCGUCGACGGAGGAGGCAAGCGCAGGCGCGUCUGGAGGUUCCAGUUCAUGGGAGGGAGCGGCGGCAACAACCACCUCACGGCGCACCUCCGGCGCAGGAGCGCCACCGCCAUGGAGGAGGCGGAGGCUGCCGAGGUGGAGGGCCUCGACGUGGCCGCCACGGAGGCCGACCAGGAGGCGGUCGCCGCGACGCCGGCGAAGAGGCCCCUGGACGAGGCGAAGGGGCAACAGGGCAGCGGCCAACGCCCCUGUAGGCCUCGGUCCUCGCACGUCGUGCCGCCGGGGAAGGCGGCAUGAGUUCCAUUCGGGGUGCGGCAAGCACGCAAAGCGCAGGAGGGCGAGCUCCUGGUAG
Prorocentrum cordatum is the source of this 1041-nucleotide messenger RNA. NCBI's taxonomy places the organism in Eukaryota, Dinophyceae, Prorocentrales, Prorocentraceae. The record is from the annotation of a GenBank genome assembly.